UUAUUCUUCAUCAUCGAGAGUGGUUUCAUAGUCAGAAAAAAUAUUAAGACAAGAACACAAGAGAUGGCUAUCAAUAAUGGAGAGGAACAACAAAACCAAAUCAUUGGACACACAGAUCUUGCUCACAAGACUCUCCUUCAGAGUGAUGCACUUUAUCAGUAUAUACUUGACACAAGUGUGUUUCCAAAUGAACACCCUUGCUUGAAGGAGCUUCGUGAGAUGACAGAAAAACAUCCUCGGAACCUUAUGGCCACACCUGCUGAUGAAGGACAACUUAUAAGGAUGUUGAUUAAGCUCAUCAAUGCAAAGAACACAAUGGAAAUUGGUGUCUACACUGGUUACUCUCUUCUCUCCACUGCUCUUGCUCUUCCUUCUGAUGGAAAGGUAUUGGCUUUGGACGUGAGUCGGGAAUACUAUGAGCUGGGAUUGCCAAUAAUUGAAAAAGCUGGAAUUGCUCACAAAAUUGACUUUAGAGAAGGACCUGCUCUCCCUCUUCUUGACCAACUUAUUCAAGACGAAAAUAACAAGGGGGCAUUUGAUUUUGUUUUUGUGGAUGCUGAUAAGGAUAAUUACUUAAACUAUCAUGAGAGGAUAAUUGAUCUUGUUAAAGUUGGAGGAUUGAUUGGAUAUGAUAAUACUUUAUGGUUUGGAUCAGUUGCUGUUCCAGAUGAUGCUCCUAUGCUGGAUUUCGUUAAACGUUUACGUGGUCAUGUGAUUGAGCUUAACAAAUAUUUAGCUAAAGAUUCAAGGGUCGAGAUUUGUCAGCUCCCCGUCGGUGAUGGCAUUACCCUGUGCCGCCGCAUCAGCUGAUCCCUCCUUUGUGAUGAUUAAUUUGUGUGUAUGAAGAAUUUGGUUUCUUGUUAUUGAUAUUGAUCUUUGCUUCAUUCUUGUCCAUUGGAAAAGUUUGGUAAAGCUUAAAAGGAUCCAAAUGAAUGUUUCACCUACUACGUACUUCUCACUUUUGUAAUUUUUUAUUUUAUUAUUAUUUUUUUUUUUUAUGUACUGGUGGCCAAACCCUAUGGUUGUUGUAUUUUUAAUUUUUAUUAUUUCGUUCUUCAGUUGGAUCUUUAUAAUAUAAUAUUAUUAUGGCUUAAUUGGA
Molecule: messenger RNA, 1099 nt
Organism: Medicago truncatula (barrel medic)
Lineage: Eukaryota; Viridiplantae; Streptophyta; Magnoliopsida; Fabales; Fabaceae
Product: caffeoyl-CoA O-methyltransferase 2
Exons: 5
Coding region: 64-810 (248 amino acids)
Molecular function (GO): O-methyltransferase activity; S-adenosylmethionine-dependent methyltransferase activity
Source: RefSeq, a predicted model, not a curated record